ACAGCGGCAACUUCGUGCACCUCGCUAGAACGCUAGCUAGCUGAUUAGCUCCUGCCUCUCUCUUUCUUUCUUUCUGAUUUCGAACUCCAAACCUCCCUGACCGAGUCACCGCCGAUUUCGGCCGCGAGUCAUGGCUCGGUCAAUGGAGCCUCUAGUCGUCGGAAAGGUGGUGGGAGACGUGCUAGACAUGUUCGUUCCGGCCACCGAAUUUACCGUCCACUACGGCUCCAAACAGGUGGCGAAUGGCUGCGAUAUCAAACCCUCCGCCGCUACCGGCAAGCCCAGAGUCCAACUUCUCGGCGGUCGUUCCUCUACCUCUAACAAUCUCUAUACUCUUGUUAUGGUUGACCCAGAUGCUCCUAGUCCUAGCGAGCCAUCGCUGAGGGAAUGGCUUCACUGGAUUGUUGUAGAUAUCCCUGAAGGGAUGGAUGCCACCAAAGGGAAAGAGGUGGUGCCGUACAUGGGGCCGCAGCCGCCGACGGGGAUACACCGGUACGUGUUCGCACUAUUCAAGCAGGAGGAAGGGUCAUCGAUGGUGGGGAGGAUGGCGGAGAUGGACGCGCGGUGCCAUUUCAGCACGCGCCACUUCGCAGCCCAUUACGGGCUCGGUCUGCCAGUGGCCGCCGUCUACUACAACUCCCAGAAGGAACCCGCAGCCAGAAAACGCUAGCUGGCUGGCUAGCUAAAGCUAGCACUACCUUUAUUAAUUGUAAUUUUAAUCAGAAUUAACCAGUCGGUUAAUUUGGUGGGUAAUCAAUGUAACGUACAUGCAUAUAUGCAUGCGUACGUACUGCAGCUUGCUUUAUUUAUUGUUGCAUGGGCCGGCCGGCGCUGGUCUGGUUUUGUUUUCCGGCACAAGUAAACUAAGUGUGUUUAAAUUUUAAA
This is a messenger RNA of Malania oleifera, 885 nucleotides long. Its product is annotated as protein MOTHER of FT and TFL1. The record is from RefSeq and is a predicted model, not a curated record. NCBI's taxonomy places the organism in Eukaryota, Viridiplantae, Streptophyta, Magnoliopsida, Santalales, Ximeniaceae. Bases 131 to 670 code for a protein of 179 amino acids. The transcript has 4 exons.